UUAACAGGCACAGAACAGAGCAGUGACAACAAGCUGCGCAGCGGAGAGAGAGCUCUGACAUGCUGACAACACAAUCAACUAAGAUGUAUCUACUGCUGAUGGUGAUGUCGGGUUUUAUGGCAACGACAGCUGCUCAGUCCCGUUGUGACCCAGAAACUCAAUAUGAGCAGGGUAACCAGUGCUGCAAAAUGUGUGGUCCAGGCACCAGUAUGACGAGUCUCGGCACUUGUCAGGAACCUCAAUGCAAAGAAUGUGGGCUGAAUGAAUAUCAGGAAACUUAUACAGAAAAAAACAAAUGUGAACGUCAGCCAUACUGUGACCCAAAUAAAAACUUUCAGGAGAACGUCAAAGAGAGCAAAGUCAAAAAAAGCCUCUGCAUAUGUCAAGUGGGAUUUCACUGCUCCAGUGAGGCAUGUAUAACCUGUGUGCCUCAUACAACCUGCAAACCAGGAUAUGAGGCUCAGUCCAAAGGCAAUCAUACGCAUGAUACAGUGUGUGGGAAAUGCCCUAAAGGCACAUUUUCCAAUGAGAGCUCAUGGUACGGGCUCUGUAAGAAAUGGACAGAAUGUCAGAAUGGAUACCAUAUUCAACAAAACGGAACAGACAUAUCCGACAACAUCUGUGAGGAAACCAAACGGGGACAUGUAGUUGUGAUCUGUGUUGUGGUUUUUAUGAUUGUGGCUAUGGUAGUAGCUGCAUUCAUGUGUUUAAAAUGGAGAGGUACACGUGACGCUAAAGGAAAGGUAAAGAUCUGUGUUGAAUCAUGCCUGGGAGAAAAAAAGGAGCCACUGAGAGAAUGUACUAAUGUGCUAAUAACGACCCCAACUGAUCAGACUGAUGAAGAGUCCACCUUACCGGAGGUGCAGACCUCACAAGAAGAGGGUUUUGGUAGGACACCGGAAGAAAACGAGGACGAACUAAGCCAGGAGAUGUCAACAGAUGUAGUUUUUACUGAAAACGGAAACUUUGUGACACAAGAGAAUGGGAAAACAGAAAUCCUCUCCCGUCAGGAGUCGCAAACGCAGACAUUUACAGACUAAAAACGGCUGUCGCUGAGGUAUCCAUUAUUGCUAGUGUGAAAUUCUGAAUGUUAAGUAUUGUUGCCCCAUGUUUCACUUGUAUAUAAUUCACCACCUAACGAUGUAUAUAGUUUCCUUAAGUGUUAAUACAUUUCCGUUGUGUGCUGAAGUGAAUGUAAUGUGUAAUUAGAAGAUAGUGGUUUAUAUGACUUACCUGCAUUAGUUGUACAGUUGGUAGCAUUAUUAAAGUUGUGGGCUAAUUUGUUGCUGUGUGUUUAUAUUGUAUUUUGAUGUAGUCAUCCUAUUUUAUUGAAAUUCUUUAACAAACAAUUAUGUACAUAUUUGCAUGAGUUACAAUUGAGUGUUAUGGUGAUAACUGUGCAUGCAAGCAUGUCAUUUUUUACUUGCAAUAAAAUGUAAACCACUUGAA
Messenger RNA from Micropterus dolomieu (smallmouth bass), 1449 nucleotides. It is a transcript of the gene cd40, whose product is annotated as CD40 molecule, TNF receptor superfamily member 5. NCBI's taxonomy places the organism in Eukaryota, Metazoa, Chordata, Actinopteri, Centrarchiformes, Centrarchidae. Gene Ontology annotation, biological process: positive regulation of canonical NF-kappaB signal transduction; positive regulation of blood vessel endothelial cell migration; B cell activation. The record is from RefSeq and is a predicted model, not a curated record. Gene Ontology annotation, molecular function: antigen binding; CD154 receptor binding. Bases 60 to 1040 code for a protein of 326 amino acids. Gene Ontology annotation, cellular component: CD40 receptor complex; external side of plasma membrane. The transcript has 9 exons.